Molecule: messenger RNA, 4043 nt
Organism: Acromyrmex echinatior (Panamanian leafcutter ant)
Lineage: Eukaryota; Metazoa; Arthropoda; Insecta; Hymenoptera; Formicidae
Gene: chas
Product: chascon
Source: RefSeq, a predicted model, not a curated record
CUGGCGCGAAAGCAUGCGGCGCGGGUCUCGUCGAGUACUUUCGUUCCGCGCGUUCGUAAGUUCACCUUCACAGUCUCUUCGUUGACGCGAGAAUGACAAAUUAAUUUUUCACAACGUUGAAAGUGUUGAUCGUCGAGGAGAACAUCGAUUUUUCUUCAAUUCUCUGAAAAUCGAUCUCACAAUCGUGUUUUUCAUUUCCUUAAAGAUCCCUGGGCGUAACUCGCGGAAACAAGCGUGAACGUGAGUGGAGUGUAGAGCGUGAGAAGAAACAUUAUUGCUCAUGGUCUGUUAGCUGAAUUCCUUCUUGCAACGACAGACUGAAUAAUCAACAGGAACAUCAGGACCACGUAGCAGACAUGAUCGAAUGAUGGAGGUGAUUUCGACACGCCGAUACGAGGCCCGUCCACCAACGAAUACCCAUUCCUCUAUUAUCGUUGACCCUGAGAACUCCGUGGCAUUAAUCAAAGAAGAAGAAUGGGAGACCCGCAAGAAAAAGGAGAUUACCACCACGCGGCAGAUCGAGACGAGGGUGAAGCGACAGGUUGUUCUCGAAGACGGAGAGGUCGUCGUCGACUCUGGACCCCUUGUCACCACAAACACAACCGAAGACGUCGAGCAACAGGAACAUACGACUCAGGAGAGACGCACGACCGGGGAUCAACCGCAGGAGGUCGACUGGCGGCCGGCGGCAGGUGGUACUGUGACCGGAAAUGGCGGUAAUAUCGUGCAAAAGGAGCUGAAUGAGACGGUGGUGAGGAGCCGCGAGGAGAUCGAGGAGAGACUUGAGACGGAGGAUCGUCAGCAGUUGGGAGAUAUCUCGGACGAGGCAUACCAGAAGGCGGUGCGUAACAAUAGGGGUGACUUACGAGUCGCUCUUGCCGAAUCCUCGAAACAAUUGUCGUCACAGUCUGGUCCACGGGUCAUCCAGCACACGACUAGGUCAAACAAAGUCAUCGACACCGAGAAGACCUUGGAGAAAAAGGAACUGAAGGCUGACGGAUUAAUCGUUACCGAGAAGAAGCGAACGGUCGAGCACGAAGAGAUUAAAGACGACGAGGUUCCGGACGACGGGAGGAACGACGACGACGCCUCUGAAACGAAGAAGGAAAGCUCGCAAAGGUAUAUCAAGAAAAGAGAAGAAGACGUAGUGGACUACAUCUCGGCCGGCGAGAGAGUCGGCCGAGAAAUGCGCUACGUUGCAGAGACAACCGAAGGAGAACGAAUAGGCGACUGGUCACCAUCACCGACGGGCAUGCGGACGACUCGUUUUCACAAAUAUCCCGGCUUCUCGGAUGCCGCUCGAAAAGAUGCCUUGACGAAAAAACCGUUGGACCUCGAGGAAGAGGACGAGGCGAGAAAAUUCGAAACAUCGAAGUGGUUGGAAAGCCAUUUCGGCAGCGAUUCGCGCUCUUCCCACGGAUCUCUUGAUGCCGAUGACUCUCCUCUUCCAACCAGCACUAACACGAGCUACAUCAAUGUCACAAUGAAAUCUUGCACGCCCAAGGAGCGCGAUUAUCAAAAUGUAAGUUUCAACCGCAAUCAGCGACGUGGUCGAGAGACGAAUUCGCCUUCAGGAUAUUUUCAUGGAAUUAGCGAAUGGUCGGAACGAUAUCAAGGAAAAGAGAAGCAAAAUCAUGCGCGAUCAAACUCUCCAGUUCGAUAUGUGGAAUCUUCACGUACCAACGGACAUGUCCACGGACAUAAGAGAAAUCAAGUUGAAUCAUCUUAUUCGAAAACUUACGAAUCGUUCCGACGUGAUUAUCAAGAUUCUGUCGAAGAACGACAACGUACACCUUCCCCACCGAUACGUCGAAGAUCGAAAGAACAAUGGGCAAAAUCUGAAGAAAAAAUCAGUUCGAACGAGCUCCCGUCAGGUCGUACUUCAAGUCCGGUACACGUGGUACAAAGAACUUGGGAGAGUCGUAAUCGCGACGUUCAAGCACAAACACCCGAACGCAAUUAUAGAAAUACCUCGCCACGAUCGCGAUCAAUCUCGCCGAAAUCGCCGAUAAAUAGUCGCGAAGAAAAAAAGUCAGAUAGUUCACGAGCAUCUAAGGGUCAUGGACCUAAGUAUAAAAUCGGCGAAUCCUUUCGGAAGCUGGUAGGCAAAUUACGUUCAGCUAGUACAGAGAGAAAGAAUAAACGGACGAGCGGUGGUUCUACCUCACAAUUGACGCAGACCGACGACAAUGGCCCGACCUAUUUACAAUACAACGUAAUCGACAGGAACAUUCCUUUCGUCAGCGAAAGGAACACGAUGGAGGACAAACCACCGGAAAGACCACCGCGAUCACCGCGAAACGCUAACACGUCGAGCAAAGUCACGAAGAUCAUCAGGACGUCUGAUCAUGGUAUCCAGGAAUGGCAACGUAGCGAAUCAACGCCACCACCCCUACAGAGGUAUUACUUGGGCGAGGAUCCUUUCGGCGGCAGUAUCUACGGACGUGAAAAAGGAUACGAGAACGACCGAGACCGGUUGCGACACGGAAGACCACGCGGCUGCGGUAAAAUUGCCGUAGAUUCCGAGCACAGCGUCGCCUCCAGCUCCCUCGGCAGAUUUAGCAAGUCCACUAGCAGACUGGUUAGCGAUCAAGAGAGGGAGGAGCACUUUCGGACCACCCAGACGUUACCGCGAAGCCUGCAUUCCACCGGUGGUGAACAGUCAGCUCGUUCUCAGACUAGACGAUACCAGGCACCGAACAUCGGCAGAUACGGCAAAAUGAGCCAACAUCACAGCAGCAUGAUCAACAUAUCGAUCAAGAACAUGUCGCCGAAAGUGAACGCGCCGCCUGUUUACAGUACUCUUCAGGCUCCGCCGAAACCCGAACGUACGUACAAGUCAUCGCUGUCACGCAGCAAAAGCUUUAAUGUCGAGGCUAGCAAGAAUGGCGUCGACGUACCAAUCCGUGUACCGUAUACCUCCAAUUUGCACCUUAAUCGCCUAGACGAAACGCCGCCGUUGAAGAGUCCUGGUAUUCUUGCCAGCAUUAGCCGUAGUAACAAAGAUUUAUUAAGAGACGGCAAAUAUUAAGGUCAGCGACGUAAUAAACUGUAUAUCCUUUCGGACGUUAUUACUAUCCUUCUUCGUGAAUAUAUUAUAAAUAAAAAUUUUAAUUUAUCUCAAAGCGAUAUAAAAAUUUAGAAAAAAACUACUACUGAUCUGAUAAAGUAAUGAAUUAUACAUUUGUAUUUUACAUCUAUUAUAGAUUCUGCUGCAUACGUGCUUUUAAUAUUCUUAUAUCUUUUUUUACUUCCUCUCUUUUGCUAUCAUUCAAAUCUCCCGCUUUUUUGUUUCCCUUUUAAUUGCAUAAAUUUUUUUCAUUUAUCUAAUUCUUAUCAAACCAUUGACUUCAUUACCAUAUUAUCACUUCAUUAUGUAUUUUAAUAUGGAAUUUUGUUGACGUAAGUAAUUGUAAUGAUUAUAAAUACACAACAUCCAGGAAGUUACUCAAGAAAUUGCAAGUGUUGCAAUUACAAUUUAUAACCGUUUUUACAGACUAUUUUCGCGUAGACAAAAUAAAUAUAAGUUCUACUGUAUGACAUAUACGUGUUCAUAAAUUAUUUAAUGUGAAUUAGAUCUAUCGAAGUCAAGAACGUAAAAGCUACGUUCUUAGAAAUUGAUUACAUAGAAUUAUUAAAGUAGAAUUGAUAACAAUCGCUAAAUCUUUUGAAAUAUUACAGAAUGUUUCUUAUAUCUUUAAUGUUUACGUACCACGUAUAUUUUCGACAUUUAAAUUACUGACAUUCUCAUAAAACAGAAUAUGUGAAGGUCCUUAACUAUUCUUGGUAUAUAAUGUACAGAAUGCUCUUCAUUACUGUAUAUUUCUUGUAUUUUAUCAAUAUUUUUUUCGGCAAUCUGAAGAAUUUUUUUCAUAAGCAAUCAUGUUAAUAAAAACGAUAAUCUUGAAAAAAAAAGCAUCAUAAAACAUUCUGUACAUCCAUUACCGCACAUAUUUUUUAUUAACAAAUGAAUAUAUGUACGAGUUUCAUAUAGAUGCGAUGUUAUUUAUAUUGUUCAUAUUGUUGAUUUACAAUAAUAUAAU